Caenorhabditis remanei is the source of this 729-nucleotide messenger RNA. RefSeq lists its product as uncharacterized. The record is from RefSeq and is a predicted model, not a curated record. Lineage: Eukaryota; Metazoa; Nematoda; Chromadorea; Rhabditida; Rhabditidae. The transcript has 3 exons. The coding region runs from base 1 to 729 and encodes 242 amino acids.
AUGUAUCAAUCCUCUUCUUCUCUCCCCAAAUCAUUCUAUUUGGAUCGUCUUGGCAACAUGUCGACGUCUUCUUCUUCCACGUCAUCUGGAGGAAUGGGCGGAGCUUCGAUCGAUGGAUCCAUUGGAUGUCGCAAACAGAUUCUCACUCUCAAACCGAAACAAUCUGCCAAUGGAUAUGUUCAGCAUUUGGAGUUCAAGGAGAAGGAACCGUCUCCACUCAUGACUCCACAAGUCGCCGCCGCCGCUCCAGUGACAAUGUUGGCAUUGAAGAAGAAGGAGAAGUCGGAUAAGAACGUGGUGACAAUGCUCGCCUACCGUAAGCCGGCCUCUUCAGCCGGAUCGACGUCUUCUGCUUCGUCUGCAUUCGAACAUCAUCUGAGUGUCGCCCAUCAGAAUCAUUUGAUCAAUAUGCAUCAUUUGAUGAACAAUGGAAAUGGAGGAGGACACGGACUCCAUCGUCCGUCAUCUCCAAACUCUUCUGGAUACGACUCGGAUUCGUUGGUUGAGCAGGAGAAUUGUGAUGUUUUCACGAGCCUUCUCAACUCGGCCUCCUACGCCUACAACAACGGUUUGAUGAUGAUGGCGCCGGAGCACAUUCAUCACGAUAUGCUCCACUCGCAUCCAGUUUGGUCGCCACAAGUCGCUGGAAAUGGGGCACCGAACGGCACCAAUAAUGUCUCUUCUCCAUAUUUUCAUCGUGAGAAUGAGAACAAAUUUCUCGUUCAAUAA